AUGAAACCAUUUCAGAUUUUAAAAAAAAUUGUGAUAUUCUCAAUUAUUAUUUUCUCUUUUGAAUAUGAACAAAAUAUUUUAUACGAUAUAAGGAAAGGAAAAAAUGUGUAUUCCCAAACAGAUUCAAUAAUUUUUAGAAAUGAUAGAAUAUUAAAAGGUUCAACAAAUCAAUUAGAUGCAAAUUAUUUUUACGAUUCCUUUAUGACUAUUGCAUCUCUGAAAGAUGAAUAUGAAGAUUGCGGUGAAACACAACCUGAAAUAUAUAAUGAACAUAUUAUAAAUUUUCAUAAAGACAACGAAGAAUAUAAAAAUAAAAAUAAAUAUAAAGAAACAAAAAUAUGUGAAGAGGGUUGGGAUUAUAUAGAUAGUGAUAACUAUAUAGAUGAUGUAUGUGUGAAUGAACUUGAUGAAAUGACAAGUACAUAUAAUAAAAGAGCACGUGCAAAUGAUAAAAGAACAUGUGUAAAUGAUAAAAAAACAUGUGUAAAUGAUAAAAAAACAUGUGUAAAUGAUAAAAAAACAUGUGUAAAUGAUAAAAAAACAUGUGUAAAUGAUAAAAAAACAUGUGUAAAUGAUAAACCAGUAAGUAUAGAUGAUGAUAUAUUAUAUAUAGAUGAUGAUAGAGUAUACAUGUUUGAUGAUAAAGUAAAUGUAUAUAAGAAGAAAAGUAUAUUUGAUGAUAAGGGAAGUAUAGAUGAUAAGGGUAGUAUAUUUGGCAAUAUAAUAGGUGUACUUGAAGAUCAAUUAGAUAAAUAUAAUAAGGAAAUUACAUUUGAUGAUAAUGACAGUAUAGAUUAUGAUGACAGUAUAUUUGACGAUAGAGUAUGUAUACUUGAAGAUCAAUUAAAUGAAUAUAAUAAGAAAAGUAUAUUUGAUGAUAAUGAGAAUAUAGAUGAUGAUGUUUUGAAUAAGUUAGAAUCUUCAAACGAGGAAAAUCAUAGUAAAAUAAAAUAUAAGAUAGAUUUUAUUCCAUGUUCAGAUAAUUCAGUAGAAAAAAAAAAAAAUUUAUCAUCGAGAUAUGACCAUUUUAAACAAGUAAUAGAUAAUGAAAAUUUCUUGAUUAUUGAUUUCAGUAAUUAUGAAAGAGAAUAUAAUAGAAUUAUUUUAACAAAUUAUAAAAAACAUAAAUAUAAUAGUCUUACCAAAGAUAAGUUAAAAAAAAAAGUCAUAAAUAUGGGUAUAAACAUAAUAAUCGGGGUUUUAAUUAUUGGAACGAUUGGACCUGCACUUCCUUUUAUGUUUGCAACGAAAGAAACAUUUAGUAAUCAAGUAAAGAGCAUGUGGAAAUUUUACAAAAAAAAAAUUACAGAAAGACUCAGAAAGAAAUAA
Messenger RNA from Plasmodium berghei ANKA, 1329 nucleotides. RefSeq names its product fam-b protein. Bases 1 to 1329 code for a protein of 442 amino acids. The record is from RefSeq and is a predicted model, not a curated record. The transcript has 2 exons. Lineage: Eukaryota; Apicomplexa; Aconoidasida; Haemosporida; Plasmodiidae.